Priapulus caudatus is the source of this 1002-nucleotide messenger RNA. RefSeq names its product ubiA prenyltransferase domain-containing protein 1-like. Gene Ontology annotation, cellular component: Golgi membrane; endoplasmic reticulum. Bases 1 to 1002 code for a protein of 333 amino acids. Lineage: Eukaryota; Metazoa; Priapulida; Priapulimorpha; Priapulimorphida; Priapulidae. The record is from RefSeq and is a predicted model, not a curated record. Gene Ontology annotation, molecular function: prenyltransferase activity. The transcript is spliced from 2 exons. Gene Ontology annotation, biological process: menaquinone biosynthetic process; vitamin K biosynthetic process.
AUGUCAGGGAACAACGCGAAGGAACAGAACGGCGACGUGGCGCCACCUGGCGGCGUGCUGCAGCCGGCAGCAGUCGCGAUCACUUCGAGCCCGCUCGGCCUGGCCGUCUAUAACACGCUGCGAGUGUCGCACCCGCGCCUCGCCGCAUCCUGGAUCGCCCUGCGCCCGUGGACAUUCAGCGCGUCGCUCACUCCCGUCGCCAUGGGAACGGCGCUGGCGUACCGCGCGACGGGCGCGUGCGACGCGUGGUUGCUGGUAGCAACGCUCGUUACCGUGCUAUCAGUACACGGGGCAGGCAACCUAGUCAACUCUUACUUCGACUACCAGCGCGGCGGCGACAGCGGCGGCGACAACGGGGGCGACAGCGCGCUCGUCUACGUCGUCGGCUGUGUCGGCUUCGGCGUCGUCUGCUGGCUGUCUCGCGCGCGCACGGGCCUACUCGCGCUCCUCUUCUUCGGCGGACUCUCCAGCUCGUUCCUUUACACGGGCGGCGUCGGCCUCAAGUACGUCGCCCUCGGUGACGUCAUCGCCUUCGUCGCCUUCGGUCCCGUCUGUACGUUGUUCGUGUUCGCUGCGCAGACGGCUCAGGCGUCGUGGCUGCCGCUCGUCUACGCGAUCCCGCUCGCUCCCAACACGGAGGCGGUCGUGCAUGCGAGCAACGCGCGGCGGGCGGCGACGGACGCGCGUGUCGGCAUCGUCACGCUCGCCGUCCUGCUCGGCCCUGUCGGCUCGUACGCUCUCUUCGUCGCGCUGCUGUUCGCGCCGUACGUCGCCUUCGCGGCGCUCGGCCGCGCGGUGGCGCCAGCGUUCUACCUGCCGCUGCUCUGCCUGCCGACGGCGUUUGACGUGGAGCGGGAGUACAGGGAUGGGAGGCUGGACACGCUGCCGGACAAGCUGGCGCGACUUAACUUCCUGUUCGGCGUGUUGUACACGGCCGCCUGUCUGCUGGUUAGCUCACAGGACAUGCCGCUGCUCGCUGCCGACGCAUGCGUGAAAGCGUAG